This is a messenger RNA of Drosophila kikkawai, 1425 nucleotides long. RefSeq lists its product as uncharacterized. The record is from RefSeq and is a predicted model, not a curated record. NCBI's taxonomy places the organism in Eukaryota, Metazoa, Arthropoda, Insecta, Diptera, Drosophilidae.
AUGGAGUCCGUAAAGAUUAUAAUUAUAUUUUACCUAAUCACUGGAUCCCUGGCUCAUAGUUCCGACUACACCCAGCUUAGAUUUCUGGACCAACUUAUUGAUAUUAUCCAGAAAGAUCGUCCUAUCGAGACAAUAUUAAUGUUCUGGCAAAGUGAGGACAAGACCUGCACUCUGCAACGCUGGAGUCCCAGCGGUAUUCCAUUUCUACGUUUUAAUGAGCUGGCCAGGAUGAGGCUGAGGGGAAAGUUCAACAGCCAGGCAUUGGCUAUUGUAUGUCUUAGAGAAGACUCCGAAUCCGACUCCGAGCUCCUCAAAUUAGUGGCAGAAGCUUUUGACACCAUGCGCCAGGAGCGAAUAAUACUGUGGAUGCAGAGGAAGCCCACUAAGAAGUUCCUCGAAGGGCUCUCCAGGCAAGCAGACUCGUUUAAGUUCACCAUGAUGAUGGUGCUGGAGAUGGCCCAUUUGCAAGACAUGGAAAUCAUACAGUUUGCCAAGAGGUGCAACGCAAGUCUGAAAGUACAUGAUGGAAUCCACGAAGAUCGUUUUGAUGUUAAACUAAAUCCGCAAAUUCUCACCAUGCAGAAAUUCAACAAUGAUAUAGAGGUCCUGACUUGGGUGUGGUACCUUUUGUGCGUCUACGGAUCCUUCGUGUUGGUGGAGUUAUUCAUUCUCGUUGUUACCCGCCGUAUAACCGGCGUGCCACACCGUCUCAACUUAUGGAACCCGCUCUUAAAUCUUCGAGCCUUUUGCGCCAUUUUAGGCCUUUCAUUUCCGGAGUUGCGCAGGGCCAGUCUCUCUCUUCGCCAGCUUUUUCUGGCCAUGACCGUCUUUGGGUUCAUUUUCAGCAACUUCUUCAGCUGCAAGCUGAGUGCUCUGGUCACCAAGCCCAUUGAACACGCUCAGGUGAGAAACUUUGAGGAAUUACGGGCCAGUGGAAUGACAACAGUUAUGGAUGUUUACCUUCGCUCCUAUAUAGAGAGGGAAAUCAAUCCGGAGUUUUUCAACUUGGUUGUCCCAAAAGUAAUUACUGUGGAACAUCCCGAACUUAUUUCCAGGGGAAAUAAGAUCUAUUGCGACUCUCAGGAUUUGGUUAUUACUGAGGGAUUGCCCUGGGUAUAUGUUACGCAGAAUAACUCUUUCUAUAAGCGGCCCUUGUCCGAUUUCUUGAUGAUUAUCCUGGAGACUGGCAUCUCUAAAUAUUGGAUGAAAAGCAUACAUGACAAUUAUAUGAAGUCCCAAAAUAUAAAGCCUCAAAUGGACAAGUCCAAUGUAGUUCCCAUAUCUCCUGACUAUCUGUGCUGGUUGUGGCAUAUGUUAUUUGUAGGCUAUGGCAUUGCCACAGUAGCUUUUCUAUUUGAAAUCGCACUGAAAAACAGAAGGAUGCGAAUAAAAAGACCGAGAACCAUCAGUGACACUUCGGUCUAA